AAAGGAAAUGAACAACAAUAAUAGUAACAUUUUUAUACAGGUUAAACAGAUCUCCAACCUAAUUAGCAAAAAAAUUACAAAGUAAACGAACAGAGCACGGAAAAACAGAAGCCAGCGAGUCAUAUCCUACUUGUGUGCAGUUAUUCAAGUUUCAUUUGGUUUUUCAACCACACCACCAUAACAGCCAUAAAUGUUCAAGCAGGCGAACCCGCUUCCCCACCAUGUCUCUCUUCUUUCAUCACCAUACCAAACUCAUUACUCUGCUUCGAACCCUUUCUUUAUAAACCCACCCUCCCCUAAAGUCUCUCCCCUAUUCCGCAAAAAAACCAAUUCUUCCUCCAACCAAUCCAUUUGCUCUUCUUCCACAAUACCCACAAGCUCCUUUAGCUCCAUUCCCACCACCACCACCACCACCACCACCACCACGACCGAGGUGGAAGCUCAAUCUGAAUCAGAAGAGCUUUCCGCCUCCUCCACAUCAUCAACGCCGUCGUUUUGUUCUGCUUUUAAGAUGGUCCCUGUCGUUGAUCCUUUUGUUUUCUGGACAUUCUUUGCUUCUUUAUUGGGUUUUCUUCUACUUUUCAUUUUCCGUUUCCAGAAUAAGAAAAAUGUCAGUUCUGAGAGAAAGACCAAGAUGAAUCUUCUAGAAGAUCAAGCCAAGAGCUCCGCCGGCGGCGGUGAAAUACCAACGGUGUUCAAUUCCGGCACCGAUAUAAUUAUCGUCGGGGCCGGUGUUGCUGGCUCCGCCCUCGCUCACACCCUUGCCAAGGAAGGAAGGCGAAUUCAUGUGAUUGAAAGAGACUUGACAGAGCCAGAUAGAAUUGUUGGUGAACUUCUUCAGCCAGGAGGGUACCUUAAGCUGAUUGAAUUGGGUCUUGAAGAUUGUGUAGAGAAAAUUGAUGCUCAGAGAAUAUUUGGAUACGGUCUUUUUAAGGAUGGAAGGAGAACAAGGGUGUCUUAUCCUUUGGAACGUUUCCACACUGAUGUUGCUGGAAGGAGUUUCCACAAUGGGCGUUUCAUACAGAGAAUGAGAGAAAAAGCUGCUAGUCUUCCAAAUGUAAAACUGGAGCAAGGUACGGUAACGUCCCUGCUUGAAGAAAAUGGGAUCAUUAAAGGAGUCCAAUACAAAACAAAGAAUGGUCAAGAACAUGAGGCUUAUGCUCCUCUUACAAUUGUUUGUGAUGGUUGCUUCUCAAAUCUCCGCCGCUCUCUUUGUGAACCAAAGGUAGAGGUGCCUUCUUGUUUUGUGGGUUUGAUUCUAGAGAAUUGUCAACUUCCAUUUGCGAAUCAUGGUCAUGUAGUCCUAGCAGAUCCUUCUCCAAUUUUGUUUUAUCCAAUUAGUAGUACAGAGGUUCGCUGUUUGGUAGAUGUACCUGGCCAGAAAGUACCUUCCAUUGCUAAUGGUGCAAUGGCCAAUUACUUGAAAAACACAGUGGCUCCACAGGUGCCAGCUGAACUUCAUGAUGCCUUCUUGUCUGCAAUUGAUAAAGGAAAUAUUAGAACCAUGCCAAAUAGAAGCAUGCCUGCCAAUCCUCUUCCCACUCCCGGAGCUCUUUUAAUGGGUGAUGCUUUCAAUAUGAGGCAUCCUUUGACUGGUGGAGGAAUGACAGUGGCACUGUCUGAUAUUGUUGUACUGCGAGAUCUUCUUAAGCCAUUGCAUGACCUGAAUGAUUCAGCUUCGCUGUGCAAAUACCUGGAAUCCUUCUAUACUUUGCGCAAGCCGGUUGCAUCUACAAUAAAUACUUUGGCAGGUGCAUUGUACAAGGUGUUCUCUGCCUCCCCUGAUGAAGCCAGACAGGAAAUGCGUGAAGCAUGUUUUGAUUAUCUUAGCCUUGGUGGUAUUUUUUCAACUGGACCAGUGGCUUUACUCUCCGGUCUAAACCCUCGCCCAUUGAGCUUAGUUCUCCACUUCUUUGCUGUGGCUGUAUAUGGUGUUGGUCGUCUUCUACUACCAUUUCCUUCACCUAAACGCUUGUGGAUCGGUGCUAGGUUAAUUUUGAGUGCAUCGGGUAUAAUAUUUCCCAUCAUCAAGGCAGAGGGAGUUAGACAAAUGUUUUUCCCUGUGACCAUACCAGCAUUUCAUAGAGCUCCUCCUCUUGAUGCAGAUACAAAGACGAUGUAACAGCGAAAGUUAGCCAGUUUGCUAUAAAUAUGGGGGACCAACUCUACAAAACUACUAUUAUUUAUGAUGAGGAGGAAGGUUUAGAGGUUAAUUGUAAAUUAAUAGAAAUCUUGUUAGUGCAUAUUUCUUUCAGUGUAUGAAUCAUUCCCUAAGCGUGAAAUUCAAAGGUUCUCAGAAUAAUAUCCUUGAAGUUGCAGUCACCUACGACCAAAAAGACUUCAACUGCGUAUCAUUUGGAAUUCUACUCGUAUCCAGAUUCUUGCAAGUCUUAUUUUUGCAAGAUGUAAACUCGUAUAAUCAUGUAUUUGCAUGUAAUAAUGGUAAUAAUAAUAAUGAAGAAGAAGAAAGUAGAUUUGUGAAAACCAUAA
Messenger RNA from Ziziphus jujuba (common jujube), 2490 nucleotides. RefSeq names its product squalene epoxidase 3. The transcript has 8 exons. Gene Ontology annotation, molecular function: squalene monooxygenase activity; flavin adenine dinucleotide binding. Lineage: Eukaryota; Viridiplantae; Streptophyta; Magnoliopsida; Rosales; Rhamnaceae. Bases 191 to 2122 code for a protein of 643 amino acids. Gene Ontology annotation, biological process: sterol biosynthetic process. Gene Ontology annotation, cellular component: membrane; endoplasmic reticulum. The record is from RefSeq and is a predicted model, not a curated record.